AUGCCUCAUCUGGCCCUUGGUCUAUGCACUCUGGAAGAACUGUCCAUGCCCGCAGCAGGGAGCUGGCCCCGGGCCCCUCAGGCCCUUGGUAGUCCCCUCCAUGCACAAGAAGCAGUGUCCCCACAGAUCUUCCUGGGAGCUGGAUGCGCUGUCCUCUUCUCCAGCCUCCUCCUGUGUUGUGGUUUCUGUUGGCGCUGGAGACAACCACAGAUCAACCUGCCCACCCCAGCCGCGGUUCUGGCCCUGAAAGCUGUGGCCCCUAGAGAGCCUCUGGCUGUGUCUGUCCAGCCUCAAUACCAGUCCCUCCAGACCUGGGAGCCCCCUUCCCAGAGCCCCAUGGCCCAGAUCUCUCCCUCUCCGCAACCCCCUGAACCUCCUAAUUUCCCAUCCACAUUCAAGAAGAAGAGGAGAAGGACCAUCACCAAAGGCAGCUCCCUGGGGUGGCUCAGCUCCCCUUGGGCCUCCCACAGCCUCCCUGGUCACCCCCAGCCUCAUCUCAGCUUCUCCCUGGGCUAUUCACCAGUGGAGGAGGAACUGAUCGUGACAGACAUCCGAGCUUCAGAGCUACCCCAGGGUUCCCUGUCUGGCCGAGGAUGCUAUGUCAAGCUGCACCUGGUCCCAAGCAGGACUGGGCACCAAAAAACAGCCCUGCAGCCUCCCGGCCCCACCGUGGAGUUCCAUGAGAGGUUCAGCUUCCAAGGCUGCACCCCACAGAUUGUGAGGGCACAGGCUCUGCGGAUGGCUGUCUACAGCCGGAACUUCCCCGGACUCAGAAACAGCUUUGUGGGUGAAGUAUUCUUUCCCUGUGCCCAGGUGGCCUCAGAUUCUCUUUCUGGCUGCCUGGUCAGCUACACACGGGAGCUGUCCACCACCAAGAGCAAAGUGCAAAAGAGCCAUAGCUCCCAGGACCUGCUGACUCCAAGCCUUGGGCCUCCCUGGAUGGGGUCCCAGGGACAGCUCUUCCUCCUUCUUCAAUAUCAGGCUACUGCCCAUCGCAUCAAGGUGCUGGUCCGCAAGGCGGAAAACUUGCACAGCUGGGGCCAACUACCAGGACAUCAGGAGCAUUCUGUGGUGAUCGGCCUGUACCAGGCUGGUCAGCUGCUGGACUCCCGAGAGACUCAGGCCAUGGUGGGAUGCAGCCCAGUGUGGAAUGCCCCUUUCCUCUUCAGUCUUCCUGCUGGAGACCUCCAGGAGCAAAGCCUCUUCCUGCAGUUCAUUGUCAUGCAGAGGCACCUGCUGACCCAGACUCUCACCCUGGGCUGGGUCCGAAUUGGUCCGGAAGCCCCAGCAGCCGGGCGUGCACAUUGGUGGGACAUGUGCCAACAUAACCUCCAGGAAUCUGCCAGGUGGCACCCCCUCUGCCCAGGCAAGCCAGACCCUCCCAGGGCAGCAGACUCCAGAUCUGGGACAAGAAACAGUUGA
Trichosurus vulpecula (common brushtail) is the source of this 1422-nucleotide messenger RNA. Its product is annotated as synaptotagmin-4-like. The coding region runs from base 1 to 1422 and encodes 473 amino acids. Gene Ontology annotation, molecular function: clathrin binding; phosphatidylserine binding; calcium-dependent phospholipid binding. Gene Ontology annotation, biological process: calcium-ion regulated exocytosis; vesicle fusion; regulation of calcium ion-dependent exocytosis. Lineage: Eukaryota; Metazoa; Chordata; Mammalia; Diprotodontia; Phalangeridae. The record is from RefSeq and is a predicted model, not a curated record. The transcript is spliced from 5 exons. Gene Ontology annotation, cellular component: synapse; axon.